Messenger RNA from Neltuma alba, 1317 nucleotides. RefSeq names its product GDSL esterase/lipase 1-like. The transcript is spliced from 6 exons. The coding region runs from base 10 to 1119 and encodes 369 amino acids. The record is from RefSeq and is a predicted model, not a curated record. Lineage: Eukaryota; Viridiplantae; Streptophyta; Magnoliopsida; Fabales; Fabaceae. Gene Ontology annotation, molecular function: lipase activity.
AGUGCCAUCAUGGGAAGUUUAAGAGUUUUCAUGUAUUCCAUGGUUUUUUAUGCUAUCGUUUCUAUUCAAAUCACUUGCUGCCAAAGCAAAAUCUGCCUGCCGGAAAAGCAAGCAGCCUUAUUCAUAUUUGGUGACUCGCUAUUUGACGUCGGAAACAACAACUACAUCAACACCACCACUUCAGCUCAGGCAAACUUCGAACCGUACGGCAAAACUUUCUUCAAGUAUCCCACCGGCAGGUUUUCCGACGGAAGAGUCAUCCCAGAUUUCAUUGCUGAAUAUGCCAAGUUGCCACUCUUACUACCAUAUCUGCAUCCAGCAUCGUCCCUUGAUGAUUAUAUCUUUGGGGUUAAUUUUGCAUCAGGGGGAUCUGGAGCUCUGAUUGAAACUAGUGAAGGAAUCUUGGUAGACUUAAAUACACAGGUGAAAUAUUACAAGAAUGUGAGAGAUGUUCUGAGGAAGAAACUGGGGAAUAAAGAAGCCAAAACAUUGUUGUCCAGAUCGGUGCACCUUUUCAGUGUUGGAGCCAAUGACUAUGGAGCACGUUUCGUCUCAAAUUCCAGUGAUCUUCUUCGUUACUCUAAACACCAGUUAGUGGAUAUUGUGAUUGGCAACAUCACGGAUGCCAUAAAAGAAAUUCACAACCUAGGAGGAAGGAAAUUUGCGUUUGUGAAUAUGGGUCCUAUAGGUUGCACUCCGACCAUUAGGUUUACAGUAGAAGGAUAUAAAUGUAAUGAAGAAAUGAUAGAAUCUGCAAAGCUACACAAUGUUGAACUUCCGACAAUGCUCCAGAAGCUUCAGAAACAGCUCGCGGGGUUCAAAUACUCAGUCUUCGAUUUCUACAGUUCACUUUCUCAGUUGAUGAAAUACCCUUCCAAAUAUGGUUUCAAAGAAGGGAAAGUGGCAUGCUGUGGAGGUGGAGCAUACCGGGGAGAUGAUAGCUGUGGGGGUAAAAGAGGAAUAAAAAAGUACGAGUUAUGUGAGAAUGUGAAUGACUACGUCUUCUUCGACUCUCCUCAUCCCACCGAGAAGGCUAAUCAGCAUUUCUCAUCCCUGAUGUGGUCUGCAAAUCUCACUUUCAAUAAGCCUUACAAUAUGGAGCAACUCUUCGAAUUUUAAGUUGUUGUACUUUGAUUGAUUAAAUAAUAUUUGCUUCCGAGCAUGUACCUCCCCAUUUCACUUUGUAUGAAAAUAAAUUCAGUGUUUUCUUCCCCUAGCUGCAAUUACUUGUAAGUUGUACAAGUUGUAACACUUAAAUAGUAAGUCAAAGUCAACACUUUGUGGUUGACGGCUCUAAAAAAUCUCAGGUUUCGCGGA